Messenger RNA from Exophiala oligosperma, 1957 nucleotides. RefSeq lists its product as uncharacterized. Lineage: Eukaryota; Fungi; Ascomycota; Eurotiomycetes; Chaetothyriales; Herpotrichiellaceae. The transcript has a single exon. Bases 28 to 1575 code for a protein of 515 amino acids. Gene Ontology annotation, molecular function: DNA-binding transcription factor activity, RNA polymerase II-specific; zinc ion binding. Gene Ontology annotation, biological process: regulation of DNA-templated transcription. The record is from RefSeq and is a predicted model, not a curated record.
CCAACAACUCGUUCACCAGCUGCGCAGAUGCCAGUAGUCCAUCCGGGAAAGCGGCGGCGCAAGUAUGCACCAAAGGUUCGCAGUGGCUGCAAGACGUGCAAAAUCAGACGGAAGAAAUGUGACGAAGCACGACCCUGCUGCCUGAGAUGCAUCAGUGACCGUUAUCAUUGCGACGGUUAUGACACACCCAAAGCUUGGAUAUUCUUGCCAUGUUCUGGAGACGAUAGGACGAACCAGUCUUUUCAACGUCAAUCGUCUGAGCAUUCAUAUGUUGGGAUAGCCGACGAGAUCAAAGAUAAUCCCGUCGAGGAAGAUGGCCUCGGAACCCCUCCGAAUAAUGCAGAAUCACACGACCGCUAUCCGAGACACCAGUCGCCCACGCGUCCAUCUGUCAUGGAAGCCAAUUCCUUGAACGACGGUCAUGGCCAGGAGGAAGACCAUUCCGGAACCCCGACGAGCAACGCAGAGCUGCACGACGUGUCUGUUAUUGGGCUAAAGCUUUCUGAUCACUGGGCAUCUGGGCCUGACGCGUCGUACACUGGUUACUUUGUGCAUCAAGUCGUGCCGCUGCUUGCUACGACGCAAGAGUGGCGCCUUUUUUGGUCGAACCUGGUUCCGCAGGUCAGCUGGAGCAACCAAGCCAUCCACCAUGCUAUGAUUGCUCUGGCGGCCGCCUACGAGUCCAAAGUGUCUGGAAAUGAUCUCAAGGAGCUGGUCAUACGUAGGAGCAAUCAGGCCAUUCGCAACUUCAGAACGCAACACACCUCUGUCGACGUUGCAUUGAUACUAUGUCGCAUAUUUGCAUCCAUUGCACGAUGCAACCGUGACCCUCGUUCCGCCAUGAUGCACAUGCGAAGUGGUGGUCAAAUUAUCCGAGAAGCAGGUCGGCGGACUGGUUCUGAUAUCAUGAGGAUUACGGCGCCAGCAUUCCUGGGUGCCACGGCAUACGACGCCGCGCACGAAGCCGAUCGUGUCCUUGACCCAGGGCUGCUAGAAUUGAACUCUAUCAGACUUCAGUAUCAACAACUACUGGGGUCUCUCCAUCGUCGACGCCGGUGGCGCAUCCUACACCCUGCUUCUAGGUCUUUCAUCCUCAUUUCCUGCGCUAUCAUGACUCAAGCUAUUUGUGCAGCGAUGUAUCCGGACAUUCUGAACUUCAAGCUCAACGACACAGUACUCCCGGUCAGAGAUGUCCGGGCGGCAUUGAUAGCCCACCAGAAUCUGUGGUCUGCGGCCACUCUAAAAGGACUUUUCGUUCAAGCCAAUGAACAAAUCCAUACCUGCUUGGAGCAGGCGUCCUCAGUCACCGCACUACCAGACAGUCUCCAACACCUUGUCAAGACCUGUGUCGAUAACUUUGUGGUCCAGAUUGCCACAAUUGAACCACGGAUAACGGCAGGUACAUUCUGGCAAGAUCAUUAUGAAGUUCCAUGUGCAAUUGAUUCAUAUUUUGGGCAUGCUUCGAGUCACCCAACUCCGGCUGUUACCCGCGACUAUAAGUGUGAAGGAAGGGAAUUUUUCCUCGAAUUUGUAUGCCCCUAUCGGAGCGGGUUCCUUCUGCCAUUUUGUGAUUGAAGAUUUCAGUUUCUAAUCAGUGAGAUAAGAAUAGAACUGUUAGGCCAGGCGGCUCUGCUGGAGGACUUGACACACAUAGAGGUCGACCCUUGAACGCAGUCCGACUAGUGUUAAGGACGGUGGCCUAAGGAAUAGGUAGAGUAGGAGGAGGAUAGGACGAAGAGUCUUCUGUUUAAGGGUGCCUUAGAUACUCCGUACAGGAGCUCAAACUAUCAGGGCUUGCUUAUGGGACAAGCUUGUGCUCACCUACCUACUGUAUGUCUCUUAGCGACGCACUUUGAUUAGUGUAUAGGGUGUGUCGGCAUGAGACAAGGCUGAUCGCUAGGGGCGACCAAAGGCGGCAUCACCCUGUUUCCCGAUUGGUGGUUCAGGCGCGAGCAGU